This is a messenger RNA of Puntigrus tetrazona (Sumatra barb), 3550 nucleotides long. It is a transcript of the gene ppp2r2ba, whose product is annotated as protein phosphatase 2, regulatory subunit B, beta a. The record is from RefSeq and is a predicted model, not a curated record. Gene Ontology annotation, molecular function: protein binding; protein phosphatase regulator activity. Gene Ontology annotation, biological process: peptidyl-serine dephosphorylation. Bases 840 to 2180 code for a protein of 446 amino acids. NCBI's taxonomy places the organism in Eukaryota, Metazoa, Chordata, Actinopteri, Cypriniformes, Cyprinidae. Gene Ontology annotation, cellular component: cytosol; protein phosphatase type 2A complex. The transcript is spliced from 9 exons.
GGUUCUCAUUAAGUUGAUAGAAAACAUGAAUAUUCUCGGGACAUGUUAUUUACGAUCGAUUAACGUAUCAUAACAGGCCUGCUGCAAGAAAAUGGUUUAUAACCUUUAAUAACGUUACAAUCACGACACGACAACUAUGACAACGAGUUAAAAACAUUUAAAAAAAAAAAGUUAUAUAUAUAUUUAUAGCAUCCAGACAUAACCCAAUGCGAAAAGCUGCGAUGAAUAGACUUCAGUCAUUACAAAUACAACACAAUAAUUUUCAAAAAAACUCGCAACUAUUUUGAACUUGAAUCUUUACAGACUGUCAAAAAAAUUAAAAUAAAAUAAAUGAUAAUACAGGCCUAUUUGUAAUAGUGGCUGUAUACACGAGGACCAUUAGACGGCGCUAUUGGACAGCUUUAAAUUUAGCAGAAAAAAAGUUUACAAUCUCUCUUAUAAACAUGAGGAUGAUUUCAUGUCCUGCUUCGCGCGUCUAAAUACAGCCCCGUGAUCAUCCGGGCUGUGAGCAGCACAUUCAUGGUCAGAGGGUAAAUGUCCAUGUAACAACAGUGUAAGUGCCCUCAUCACCGCCCCUCCCAACCGAAGCUCGGGAAAACAGCUCAGCCCUCCGUCCUUCUGGGAGGAAAACACGAUGAACCGCGAGGAUGCACAGCACGUCUUCGUGACACACGCGCGAGAAGUGUUUAGGAUGCCGCUGUAAGUCCGCACGCAUCCGGCGAGCAGCAGCAGCAGCAGCAGCGGCGGCGGCAGCAUCCCUCCUCCGGCCCCGGGUCUGCUGUCAGCGCAGCGCGGAUGGUGGGAAAAGACCCUCCCAAAGGAAAACAGACGAAAGAAAGAUGAAAUGUUUCUCCCGGUACCUGCCUUACCUCUUCCGACCCCCGAGCACCCUGCUCUCCUCGAGCUGUCACACGGAAGCUGACAUCAUCUCUACUGUGGAGUUUAACUCUACUGGAGAGCUCUUGGCCACAGGAGACAAGGGAGGAAGAGUUGUGGUUUUCCAAAGGGAGCAAGAGAGCAAGAACCAGCCUCACAGACGUGGGGAGUAUAAUGUUUACAGCACGUUUCAGAGUCACGAGCCGGAGUUUGACUACCUGAAGAGUUUAGAGAUUGAGGAAAAGAUCAAUAAGAUACGCUGGCUGCCUCAGCAGAAUGCUGCCUACUUCCUGCUCUCCACCAAUGAUAAAACUGUGAAACUGUGGAAGAUCAGUGAGAGGGAUAAGAGACCGGAGGGAUAUAACCUGAAGGAUGAAGAUGGAAGAAUCAGAGACCCAGCCACCAUCACAACAUUACGGGUGCCAGUGUUGCGGCCCAUGGACCUCAUGGUUGAGGCAACACCUCGGAGAGUGUUUUCCAAUGCACACACAUACCACAUCAACUCCAUCUCUGUCAACAGCGACUAUGAGACCUUUAUGUCCACCGAUGACUUGAGGAUCAACUUGUGGAACCUGGAGAUCACAAACAGAAGCUUCAACAUUGUAGACAUUAAACCAACGAACAUGGAAGAGCUGACGGAGGUGAUAACGGCAGCAGAGUUUCACCCUCACCAGUGCAACACCUUUGUCUACAGUAGCAGUAAAGGCUCCAUACGGCUGUGUGACAUGAGGGCAUCAGCGCUCUGUGACAACCACUCAAAAUUUUUCGAGGAGCCAGAAGACCCAAGCAAUCGCUCCUUUUUCUCUGAAAUCAUCUCCUCUAUUUCUGACGUAAAGUUCAGCCACAGUGGGCGGUACCUGAUGACACGUGACUACCUGACAGUGAAGGUCUGGGAUCUCAACAUGGAGAGCAAACCACUGGAAACCUAUCAGGUACAUGAUUACCUAAGAAGUAAGCUGUGCUCGCUGUACGAGAACGAUUGCAUCUUCGACAAAUUUGAAUGUGUUUGGAAUGGAUCAGACAGUGUGAUUAUGACUGGUUCUUACAACAACUUCUUCCGAAUGUUCGACCGUAACACGAAGCGUGACGUGACUCUGGAGGCGUCCCGGGAGAACAGCAAGCCUCGGGCGAUCCUGAAACCGCGCAAGGUGUGUGUGGGCGGAAAGCGUCGCAAAGAUGAAAUCAGUGUGGACAGCCUGGACUUUAGCAAGAAAAUUCUCCACACUGCCUGGCAUCCUUCUGAGAACAUCAUCGCUGUGGCAGCCACCAAUAACCUUUACAUAUUCCAAGAUAAGGUCAACUAGCACAACUGUACCACCUCCUCAUAAAAAGAGAGAGAAAGAGGAACAAGACGCUGCAGCUCAGCGGGAGAUAGCAAGGUGUCUUGUGUGAUGAGAAACAGGAAGUUACCUACGAUGCUGGCCAUGUGCAAGGAUGCUGCAAAGACAUUCACAAACAAGUAGCAUCCUGCCCUGCACAAUCAUUCUUCCUCUAUUAAGUAUCUGCAUUUCCUCUUCCUUGAACUUGUUUAUUUAUCGUAUUUAUUCAUUUCUCUAGUGGAAGGAAAUGCCUGACUCUUUAAAUCCGGACAGAUGUGCAUUUUCACUGCAGUGAUACGAAGAAUUUUUAAUAAGGCAAAUAGACAGGCCUUCACUGACAUCCUGGCAUCGGAAGCAAAGGGGUGCCUUUACUAAAAAACAAAACAAAAUGGAUUUCCAUUCCCUUUGAAACACAACGCCCUCCAACUUCCUCCGAAAUGUCUGACUGAUUCGUAAUAGACUUAGAAUGUGAUCUGCGCUGAUUGUAAUGUUGAAACAAUCUGUGGAUGGAAUCACAGUCCCUUGCGACCUGAUUAUUCGUCUUGAAAGGAGCUCUGAAGUAAAAGUCAAUCCCACUGGUCAUGUUUUGUCAUUUCAUGUUGUCCUCUUACGUUGAUGUAUCCAUUAAUAAGCUGUGGUGCCUUCUUUUCGUAUGUGGGUACUUGGGCGGCAGACGGGGCGGAGGGUGGGUGGGUUUUUCGGAAAGGGUGGUAUUUGGUUUGUGAAGUGUGAAUGUUUUUACAAGAAAUGUGAAAAAUAGCUUUGUGUAAGAAGGGAAGAGAAUUGCAGCGACACGGAUUUUCAGUACACAGAAUUGAAGUACUUGAAUUUUGCAUUAUACUCCCCACUUUAUCUCAGUAUGCUCAUAACUUUACAGUAUACCCUGACCUUUUUUUUUUUUCUUCAGUGCCGUGCUGGGUGAAAAAGUAUUAUUGCAUGCAACAUGUCAUCUAUAUUGAGCCAAUGAAGAAAAUGUCUGUUCCGUACCAUCAAAUGAAACUGCAACAAUCAGACAUCCAUCUUUUUUUUCAUUGUUUCCGCUGCAUUCGUCUGAGACUGUUAAAACGUCAUCGUUCAGUUGUGUCACUUUGGCCUGAGGAUGACAGAAAUACCGGUAUCAUGAUGUAGCCUAUACGUGACGUGAAGGUUAAAUGAUAUCAGGGAAUUUUAUUAUGUACAAACGAACCAGUAAUGUUCUCUUCUGAAAAAAAAAAAAAACUUCAGAUGUAAACUUCUUAAUGAAACAAAGUUUUAUAGCUCAGAAUGUAUCUACAUGCAAUUAUUUGCCAUGCAGUCUUUAUGCUUAAUGGAAUUCGUUGAAAAUAAAAAGAAACGAAAAUGAAGUUGAAAUUAAA